Molecule: messenger RNA, 3284 nt
Organism: Cydia strobilella
Lineage: Eukaryota; Metazoa; Arthropoda; Insecta; Lepidoptera; Tortricidae
Gene: Rabex-5
Product: rab5 GDP/GTP exchange factor
Exons: 11
Coding region: 16-2592 (858 amino acids)
Biological process (GO): vesicle-mediated transport
Cellular component (GO): endocytic vesicle; cytosol
Molecular function (GO): small GTPase binding; zinc ion binding; DNA binding
Source: RefSeq, a predicted model, not a curated record
AAAAACCGGACUGUCAUGUCAAUAUUGUCAAUCUUUGUUUUGAGUUUUGAGUCACAGACAGCGAGAGCCCUACCCUACGAUUCACAAAAUUUAUCACAAAUAAAUUGUAAUGUGUGCCAUUCUAUAAUACUCAAGAGUGAAAAACAUAUUUCAAAGAGAUCUUACAAGUACCUAACGUUGGCCAAGAUGCCUUCGCUGCGCAUCGACCAGAGCGAGCUGAAGUGUAAGAAUGGGUGUGACUACUACGGGAACCCGCAGUGGCAGGGCUACUGCUCUGAGUGUCAUCGGGAGCAGAAGGCUAAGCACCGGAGAGCAGAGAAAGAAAAGGCCCAAGCGUCAACGCUACCCCGCCCCGAGCACAGAACGCCCGAGCGAGAGCGGGGUCGCCUCGCCCCUCAUUCCUCCUUCUCCAAGUUUGAGGAGAAGCGGCUGCGGCAGAGUGAGACGCUCGGGAAGAAAGCUAAUCUGCUGAAGUUUAGCGUGUUCAAGAAGACCAGCACAGACGACCACGACACGCCAGAAAAGCGUCAAGAGUUCAAAGUCCCAACCUCCGUCUUCGAAAACAUGAAGCGAGAUUUCCGCCAGCGAUUCCCCGAAUUGUACGCGCAGGCGCCAAACAUAGAGCGCGACGCACGCGCAAUAGUAGACAAGCUGGUGCAUGACGUCAUCAAGUUUUCCGGGUUCGAGUCCGUGGAUGAGCUGUCCGAGAGAGUGCAGCGACUUUACCAGCGCUACAUGAAACACAUGGAGACUCACUACACGAACGUGGAUUCCGAGAUGAAGGAGGUGCUCAUGGACUUUGUAGAGAAGCAUGCCAUGACAUACUUACACGAUCUUCCUUCGAUAGUAUUCUCACCCAACGGUACUGACGAUGAGCGGCUAGACCGAACGUUGUCCGAAAGGAUCCAGCAACUAAGUUGGGUUGGAGAGAAACAACUAGAAUGUCGUCUUGCGGAACCAGCGACAUGUCGGCAGCUUCUCUAUCGUGCUAUAAACGAAUUGCUGGGCAUGGAUAGCGCAACAUCUCCUGGUGGCAAACUAGCUCGGGUCCGCCGCUGCUGCCGCCACGUGCUGGCGCUGUGUGGAGCCCCGGCCUCCGCUGAUGAUCUGCUGCCCGCCCUUAUAUUCACAGUUUUAAAGGCGAACCCACCUCGUCUCGUGAGCAACAUCAACUUCGUGACGCGUUUCUGCAACGCCCAACGACUCAUGACAGGCGAAGGGGGCUACUAUUUCACCAAUCUGUGCUGCGCGGUUUCGUUCAUCGAGAACCUGACAGCGGAGUCUCUCAACAUGGACAAAAAGGAGUUCGACGGCUACAUGGCCAUGCCGGCUUCGAUCGGGGGCAGCUCUUGGGCCGCGGCGCUCUCACUGUCAGCUGAACUUCGCGAGGCCGAAGAACACAUGGCACUAGCGAAGAAGUUGCUCACACAGGCGCAGGAAAUUGAGCGCGGUGCCGAUGAGCUUGCAGCCAACGCUGAAACUUUUGAGAAAGAGAUAGCGAAGAAAGUUCAAGACGUCCUCACCAAGACGCCCCUGGAGAUAAAACCACGUCGGACUCUCCCAAAAUUCGGGAAGUUUAAAAUACUCAACUCUAAGCCCCUCGUCGACUUGGAGAUACCAUCACCACCACAAGAUAAUAUAACUGAAGAAACAAAAAUGGAGACUGAAGAUUUGAAUCAGGAUACCAAAGAUGUCUUGGAUGGAACAUCUGAACCAAUAAAACAGGAAAUUGUUCAACCUUUGAUACAGACAGAACAAGCAACUAUCUCAGAACCUGAACCGAGAGAGAAACUUAACAUAUUAGGCUUUGAAGAGCUUAACUCCCCUCCUAAAUCGCCGCACUUAGAUCAGACCUGGGACUUAAAGCAGACAAGCUCUAUGGAACUCCUUACUCCUUCACCUUUGGGAUUCACACCAUUUGAUUCAAGGUCUAUUGAUGAAUUGAUGACUCCAGAUGAAUUCGGUUCCGAACACUUAGCUCCUGGCUUGAGCAAUAUCAACUAUGAUAUAGAUUUGUCUGACUUCAGCGGAGAUAAUAGUAUAGCAGAAGAUGCCCCUAAAGAGAAAGAUCCUUUUAGCCCAGAGAUGAAGAAAAACACUUUUGACCCAUUUGCAGCAAGAGAUCCAUUUAGCCCAGUACAAGAAAUGUUUGAUCAGUUCACUCUUUUGGACUCGAAGAAUAAACCGUCUGACCCAUUUGAAAUGAUUCCUAAAAAGGAUCCAUUUGCCCCUGUUAGUUUUGCAAAAGAUCCAUUUAGUCCUGUGGUCAGUACGGUUACUAAAGAUCCUUUCAGUGCAGGUAAGGAUCCUUUCAGUCCUGUAGUCAGUGCUGCUAAGGAUCCAUUUAGUUCCGGUGUCAGUUCUCAAACUAAGGAUCCAUUUAGUCCUGGUGUCAGUUCUCAAACUAAGGAUCCAUUUAGUCCUGGUGUCAGUUCUCAAACUAAGGAUCCCUUUAGCCCUGGUGUCAGUUCUCAAACUAAGGAUCCUUUUAGCCCUGAGAAUAACGCUUCUAUUUUAGAUGAUGGCGACUCUCCAACGGCUGCUUGUCUUUUACCAUCGCCGUUGCUACCCCAAAGUAGUGGAAAGAAAUAAUAAAUAUGAUUUAACGUUAUUUCUGGAAUCGAAAUGAGAUACCACAUGGCUACUUUAAAUGCUUUUGGCUACUUGGCUAAAUAAAAAUGGAAAUUAGAUACAUGGUGGAUUUUAUAAAAUAUUUUCUUGAGUACAACUUACUCUAUCUGAUGCUCCAACAUAAGUUUCCCUUAUGACGGUGAAGACGGUCCUCGUAAGUUGGACCGUAACAUGUCGAGCUAUUCGACUUAAUAAUACGUGAGUGACCCGGUUUAAAAUAAUUUAAUAAGUUUCAUAAUCAUAAUCAUACAUUUUUAUUUGCAAGAACACGGGUCCCUUAUAAAUGUAAAUUUUGUUUUUGAAUCUUGCACACUGUGAUUGUGUUUAAAAUUAUAAAUCGUUAUUUAUUUUUAGUUUAUAUUACUGUUAUAAAAAAUCUUAUAUGAAAUAGUGAUUAGAUUGCAAUUUAAUGUAAUAUUGAAAUUUAAUGUAAUAUCAUCAUAGAUCAUAUACAUAUAUUAAUUUAGCCAGUAAAAUGUUACUCUAAAUUUAAUUUAUUUCUCCAUGAUAAAAAAUAUACUGGUAACAAACGGAUCUUUAAAUGACAAAACAGUACCAUUUUGAAUUGAACCCUAGAAACUACAGUUCCAAUUAAUCAUCAGUUACUUAAAUUUAAGACCCAUUGUGCAAUAAUUCUUACAAAAAAAUUGUUA